Messenger RNA from Suillus fuscotomentosus, 342 nucleotides. RefSeq lists its product as uncharacterized. The record is from RefSeq and is a predicted model, not a curated record. The transcript has a single exon. Lineage: Eukaryota; Fungi; Basidiomycota; Agaricomycetes; Boletales; Suillaceae. The annotation marks the transcript as partial.
AUUAAUGGGAUUCUGGUACCAUUCUGGAUGGCGAAGAAACAGCAGCAAGGUGUCCCACUUGAUCAACCAUGCAUUCUGCAGCUCGAUUGCUGGGUAAUUCAUCGCUCUAUCGCAUUUCGCACCUGGCUUGAUGUCAACCACCUUGGAUCCAUUAUUGUUUUGUCCCUGCCGGUACAGACUGGUGUUGCACAGCCCUGCGACGUCGGCAUUCAACGAUCCCUCAAACUGGCUAUAAAGGAGCUGCAGCACAAAGAUAUUGUUUCAGAAACUCUAUCACAACUCACGGCUGGAAAGACCCCAGAUGACCUUCGACUUGACGUGACAAAACCAACGCUCCGUGAU